AUGGUGACGGUGCUCGAGGCCAUCAACGAGCCCGUGCGCAUCACAGACGUUGUGUCCACUGUCGAGACGGGUCUUGUUGGCGGCGUCACGGCGCCGGCCCCCGCGACGGCGGACGACAAGCUGCUGUACGUGCGCGCCGUGACCAAGGACGCCAACUUUGCGUCGGCGAGCGUGCCCCGUGUGUGCCCCGUGCAGUUUGUGUCCGUGACCAAGCAGGUCGUGAGCGGCAUCAAGUACAUUUUUAUC
This is a messenger RNA of Saprolegnia parasitica CBS 223.65, 246 nucleotides long. RefSeq lists its product as hypothetical. The transcript has a single exon. The record is from RefSeq and is a predicted model, not a curated record. The annotation marks the transcript as partial. Lineage: Eukaryota; Oomycota; Saprolegniomycetes; Saprolegniales; Saprolegniaceae.